Molecule: messenger RNA, 1393 nt
Organism: Prunus persica (peach)
Lineage: Eukaryota; Viridiplantae; Streptophyta; Magnoliopsida; Rosales; Rosaceae
Product: calcineurin B-like protein 7
Exons: 10
Coding region: 163-1059 (298 amino acids)
Biological process (GO): calcium-mediated signaling
Molecular function (GO): calcium ion binding; kinase binding
Source: RefSeq, a predicted model, not a curated record
UCAAACCCAAACAAAAUCUACACUUCUUUCUCUGUCAUAUAUCUCUUUUUUCUAGUGUUACUUUCCUUUUUUUUAUCUUUUGGGAGUUUUAGUGGGGAGGUGGGGGAAACUGGUUUAAUUUGCAUGCUGCUGUUGUGUGCUGGCUGAGGUCAACUUAGGUAGAUGUUGGGUUUCUUUCAUUUUCAUUGUUUUUCAGAAAGGUGGAAUGAGAUUUUGGAAAUAGUUUGUUUUUGCUUGAGUUUGGAGGGUGGAAAUCUUGAUAUGAAAGCAGACACUGCUGUUUUGCUCUGCAGGUUGACUUUUUCUGAAUGUUUUUGCAGCUUGGCUCUGCAAGCUUGGAAAGUUUGUGGCUCAGUCUCCAUUUUCUUGGUGAUCAAACAUCUGAUAAUCUUAUAUUGGACCAUGCGUCGUUUCCUGCACUGCUUUUGCUUGAUGAGUUCCAAAGUUGAUAGACAUAGACUUGGGUAUGAGGACCCUACUAUUCUUGCUUCAGAAACUGCUUUUACAGUAAAUGAAGUGGAGGCCUUGUAUGAUCUGUUUAAGAAACUAAGCAGUUCCAUAAUUAAAGACGGUCUUCUUCUACACAAGGAAGAAUUCCAACUUGCACUAUUUCAGAGCAGCAGUAAACAGAAUCUUUUUGCGGAUAGGGUAUUUGACUUGUUUGACAUCAAGCGUAAUGGGGUUAUUGAAUUUGGAGAGUUUGUUCGGUCAUUAAGUAUUUUUCACCCAAAUGCUUCCGAAGCAGAAAAAAUAUCAUUUGCAUUCAGAUUGUAUGAUCUACGACAGACUGGCUACAUUGAGCGUGAUGAGGUGAAGGAGAUGGUGUCAGCCCUAUUGAGUGAAUCAGAUCUGGAACUUUCCGAUGAUGUUAUUGAAUCAAUUGUAGAUAAGACAAUGGUGGAGGCAGAUUUAAAAGGGGACGGGAAAAUCGAUCAAGAAGAGUGGAAAGAAUUUGUAGCAAAGCAUCCAUCUCUAAUAAAGAAUAUGACUCUUCCAUAUCUAAAGGACAUAACCAUACAAUUUCCCAGCUUUGUGCUCAACACUGAAGUUCGAGAUUAGAUAUAAUAGUAUUACAAAGAUAGACAGUGCCGACGUUUUUCGCCUCAGAUGACGGACACAUCAAGUAAGCAGCCUGUGUAAAGCAUGGCACAUAGAAGAGGAAAGGAACCAAACAAAAUAUUGAGGCUGCACCCCUUAGCAUAGCCCCAAUUGAGAUCAAGCAUCGCGUGGUAUGUUUUCUACAAAGUUUUCGGUAAUAAAGGCCUCACUCAGCAAACACUCUAGUGGUUCAAUGUAUUAUGUAAUUUAACUGUUUAAUUUGUACACAAAGUGUAAAUUUUAGUUUAUAAUGUUUAUAAUAUUCCCCCCUUUCCCCCUUUAUUUGGCAGGAUCA